AAAUGUCUUAGCUCAUUCGUACUCCCAACAUGUACUGCGGCUGGGAUGACAGACGCUUGUGAUGCCGAAAAACAAGUCCUUUCCACCUGAAAACCGUCCAACAAGAAUGACUAUGACGGCUACAUCGCUGCUGCCACUGCUGGCAGUCCUGCUGCUUGCUGUGACGGCAGCGACUGGUGAUGUGUCUUUUCCGCCCGCCUUGGUGAAGCAGCCAGCGCGCGAGCAGUUCUUUCGUGUGCCCCACUCCGCGGACGACCCGGAGACACCCUUCUUGCUGGAGUGUGAGGCCACGGGAGAUCCCGAGCCCACUUUUCAAUGGACCAAAAACGGCAAGAAGUUCGACUACGCUUCUCACGGGGACCGCAUCACACAAAUGCGCCGCCGUGGCACGCUCGUCUUCACCGCCCCCGAGGGCGCGGACGAAGGGCUGUACCAGUGCCACGCCACCAACCGACUCGGCACGGCAGUGUCCGACCCCGUCUCAUUGCGUAAGGCCGAGCUCGGGAAGUUCCCCGAAGACUCACCGAAACGAGUGAGCGUCCGGGAGGGUGACCCGCUGUCCCUCGCCUGCGACCCUCCAUCGGGAUACCCGCGGCCGCAUGUUUCUUGGGUAAUCCUGCACGUGAACGGUGCCAUCCGGGCUCUCAAUUCCUCGCGCAUGACCGUAGACCCCGAGGGUGCUUUGCAUUUCUCGCACGUCGAGACGGAAGACGCUAUUCCCGAUGCCGUCUACGCCUGCCUCGCGUCGUCGUGGUUUCUGCACGAGUACAAGCUCGGCAACAAGAUCCUGCUGAGCGUGGAGCCCAGACCAGGGACUGAACAAGUACAGACGUCGCCCACCAAGCAGUACGUGUCACCCACAGAAAUUCUAGCACUGCGGGGCCAUCGGCUCGAACUUUACUGCAUACACGGAGGUGCACCGGAACCGCAGGUCUUGUGGAAGAAGCGGGGAGGGGAUCUGUCGCCUCAACGCGUCUCCUAUUCCAACAGCGGCAGGACGCUGAAACUUCACUCGAUAAGCUUCGAGGAUGAAGACAUUUACGAGUGCGAGGCCAGUAACGGUGUAGGCGAGGUACAGACGCACGCCAUGCACGUGAAGGUGGAGGCGGAGCCCACCUGGCUUCAAGUGCCGAACGACACCAUCGUAGCUCAAGGAGAGAGCGUCACCUUCAAUUGUUCUUCCUCAGGCGUGCCGGAGCCCGAGCUGCGAUGGUUUAUGAACGGUGUGCCCAUCGAGAUGCUGGAGGACAACAGCAACAUCAGGCUGGGCAACGACAGAUUUGCGCUCAUUAUCGAGCACCUUCGAAUGCGUGACACAGCCGUCUACCAGUGUAACGCCUCCAAUAUUCAUGGAUACGCCUUUCGUAACUUCUUCCUAAAUGUUGUCGAGUCUAUUCCGCUCAUCAUGGAACCGCCCGAACCGUUGACAGUCGGUGUGGAGAUGUCGAAGGUGACGCUGCGGUGUCGCGUUUUAGAAUCUGUGCGGCCCGCACUGAAGUGGACGAAAGGAUCGCAGGAACUGACCGGAGGCCGUUACCGCAUCCUCGACUCUGGAGACCUGCAGAUUGAUAGCCUCACGUUCGCGGAUCAGGGUGAAUACAUGUGCUCUGUCAGCGACAAAUCUCGUGCUCAUGUGCAGAUCCUCUCUGGAAGACUGGAGGUCAAGCGCAGGACGCGCAUUACCCAGCCACCACAGGACUACGAGGUGGCAUCUGGCAAAGCCGCGACCUUCCACUGCAAUGCCCACGCGGAUCCAAGUUUGGACCUACGCAUCGAAUGGUUGUUCAAUGACCAGCCCCUAGACCUCGACGCUGAACCACGAUUGGUUCGAUCGAAUGACAAUUCGCUGACCAUCACGCGCUCCGCCGAGCUCGACUCUGGCACGUACACCUGUGUGGCUCGCACUGAACUCGAUAGCGAUCGCGCAACGGCUACACUGAUCGUCCAGGAUGUGCCGGGUCCACCGCGACUGUUGCAAGUCGAGUGCCGUAAUCGCGAGGUUCUUCUGCAGUGGCUGCCCACCGGUGACGGCCGGGCGCCCAUACUGUCCUAUUCCAUUCAGUAUAACACCUCCUUCAGUCCUGACGCAUGGGAAGAUGCCUUUGCGAACGUGCCUGCCUCCGAAACGAAGUUCAUGUUGUCCUUGAGUCCGUGGGCAAACUACUCCUUCCGUGUGGUGGCUCGCAACAAGAUCGGGUUAUCGCUACCCUCAGAAACGUCUGAGACAUGCACGACUCCCGAGGACGUACCGUACAAGAACCCCGACCAUGUCACGGGACGCGGAGAACGCCCCGACAACCUGGUCGUUACCUGGACACCCAUGCCCCCCAUAGAGCACAAUGCACCGGGCUUCUUCUACAAGGUACUUUGGAAGCGCGACGACAUCGCCAGUGCCACGUGGAACUCACACGUUAUCGAGGACUGGAAGCAGAACCGGCACGUCGUGUCCGGUCAGCCUACGUACACGCCGUAUCGUAUCAAGGUUGAGGCGUACAACCGGCUGGGUCAAGCACACACAGCUGCCAUGGAAGUCGUGGGAUACUCGGGCGAGGACGUGCCUCUGGUUGCACCGAAGGAAUUCUGGCUUAAAGAAAUUCGCGAUGGCCGCACCGCCGUGUUUGCAUGGAGCCCCGUGAGCCCGGAGUCUGUGCGUGGUCAUUUCCGCGGCUACAAAAUCCAAACGUGGACGAUCGACGAAGGGAAGGAUAAACUGCGGGAGAUGGAAGUGCCGGCCAACGUGAACACGGCCGUGGUACGCCUGUUCCGUCCCUUCUCGCGCAACCUAGCCCACGUACUGGCGUACAACGGUAUGUACAACGGGCCGCCAUCAGACACACUCAACUUCUUAACACCGGAAGACGUCCCGGGGCCAGUAGCCUCGUUCGAAGGCAGGCCAUUAGGAUCAAGAGCCGUGUAUCUCUUGUGGAAGCCUCCCUCGGAGCCAAACGGCUUGAUCAAGGGCUACCACAUCUACUACGAAGAGGUGCGCGGUAACAUGCUGGGACCCAUGACCGAGCGGCGCCCGCGUGUGACCGACCCGCAAAAGUUGCACGCCAAGCUCACGGGUCUCAAUCCACGCACAAAGUACCGCAUCACCAUUCGUGCGGAAACUUACGCAGGAGAGGGAAGCCCGUACUUCUUUGAGCUGGAAACGCCGGACGAGUCUGAUAAUCUCCCCGACGCAGCCGACUUCACGUGGACCUACCUGCCAGGCGACGACGGAAGCGCAAAUGUGCGGGUGACAUGGUUGCCGGCCAUGACCAAACACCUUGGCAGAGACUUCUACGUCCAGUACCGCCGCAAGGGUGAGAAGACUUGGGAGAACACCGAUGUUGAGGAGUAUGAGGACGCCAUACUGCUCGAGGGCCUGCACAAGAACGCCUUCUACGAAGUGCGCAUUGUUGUCGUCGAUGGAAAGUACCGCAAGUACUCGCAGAUAGAAGAGGUGUGGACAGGAACUCUCGAUGUCCCCAAUCCCCCGGAGAUACAGCACGUGGAAUGCGAAGCUUCCAUGGCGCUCCUAAAGUGGACACCCCGAGGCGACAACCAGGCAUCCAUCCUGUCGUACUCAGUACAGUACAGAACUUCCUUCAACAAUACUCUGAGUUCCUGGGAAGACGCCGCUCCGGAUAUCCCCGUUUCGAACACCAGUUUUCGACUGCCACUAAGUCCUUGGGCCAACUACACUUUCAGGGUGCUGGCACGAAACAAGGUGGGACCCUCUGCGCCCUCUGAACCAUCCUCGACAACGUGUGUGACGCCUGAGAGCGUGCCGUUCAAAAACCCCGAUUCUGUGACGGGCCGAUGGAACAUUUACGACGAUCUCGUCAUAUCUUGGAUGCCCAUGGCACCAAUCGAUCACAACGCGCCGGGAUUCUUCUACAGGGUGUCCUGGAAGCGGCACGACCCUCCAGAUGCCGCCUGGAGCUCGCAUGACGUCGAGGACUGGACGCAGGAAAGGCUCGUCCUACGAGGCCAGUCCAGGACUACCGCUUAUAGCGUACGGGUCGAAGCACACAACCGCCUUGGUCAGGCGAACGUCUUGCCCGUAGAAAUUGUGGUACCGACGACUGACAAGGCGAAGCUCGCGGACAUGAUGGGCGCGGUUCUUGCGUACUUUCAAAAGGUGUUCUGAAGCACACCGUGACACUAGAGUGCUUAUCUGGGCCGGUUGGCACGUCUCCACAGAAAACGAGAAAACAGCGUCAGCCACAGGACAACAGGACAGAGACGUGCUAAGCGCUGACCUACAUUCAAAGCUUUAUUGCGCACAAGACCAGCGAGCACGAGAAAUAUAUGAGGCAUAUUGCAUCGGCAAAAAAAGAAGGUCAUACGUCAGUGUGAGUGAGCGUGCCUUCGAUGGCGCUCCUCACCAAGGAGCUGGAAUUUAUUUCACGUGAAUGACGGCUUUUUCAUUUUUGAGUUCACUGCAUGGAUUUGUUAACGCAUACACCUUGUUGUCAGGUCUAUCGACAUAAAACUGUUGUCCUCUCCCUCGCAUCCUUUCAUGAUCAGUGUGCGUAUAUAUACUGCCUUGUGCACAAUAAAACUUUGGUUUAAGUCAGCGCUUAGUUCGUCUCUGUCCAGUUGUCCUGUGGUUCGCGCUGUUUCUAGUUCUCUAUGGACAUUGUGACAACGUGCUUCGUUUUCUUGACUAUAGUGUCAUACAUGCGUGCAUCCUUACUGCAUCCAUCAAGAACAUUAUUUUGAGUGAUGAAUCUCGCCGCAUCCACGCAUUCGCACGUUCAUUUUAUUUGGACAUCAUUUAUUUACUAAAGGGUACAAGAGAAAAAAGAUGCAUGGAUAAUAUCGUUAUGGUUUGCAUCAGGGUCGCAAUUCCUCUCAAGUGUUCGAAAAUUUGCGAGAAAAUGAGCGGCUGCCCGGAAGAGCAGCGCAUUACAAGGAAUAAAAUCUUGUUUAUGUAUUUACUAUAUAUAUUAUGCACAUAUAUAUAAGUGAUUUC
Molecule: messenger RNA, 4963 nt
Organism: Rhipicephalus sanguineus (brown dog tick)
Lineage: Eukaryota; Metazoa; Arthropoda; Arachnida; Ixodida; Ixodidae
Product: neuroglian-like
Biological process (GO): cell-cell adhesion
Molecular function (GO): protein binding
Source: RefSeq, a predicted model, not a curated record